AAUAACUAUGUAAAAACAAUCUUAAUACUAAACUAUUGAAUUUAAUUACAAUGAAUUAAGAAACAAAGAGUCGAAUUUGUAUGUCGCUCCCCCUAGUUUCCCAUCUGUUAUUGACAGACCGAUUGAAUUAGUGCUGCGAGACCAGAAGAGGCAGCAGUGGAAGUAUACAUCAGCAUAGUUAUUAAAAUAAAUUAUAUACACCGGCACUUUCCUUCACAGGCAAAAGGUGUCAGUCCCGCCAAAGAGCCCCAGGAAGUAAAUGAGAAAAAGGAGACUGCAAACACCUGCUCUCAACCUGAGACGACCUGACACACACUCAGAUAACUGCCUGCAUUGAGCACAAAAGAAGAGGCUGAAUUCCUACGCUCUUCAUUGGCCUAAAAUAAAUCACCGGAGCAGAUUAACAUAGACUUGUGUCUGGUGGCCCCCUUUUUUUGUACAAAGGCUGCCUGUAAAGAGAAUGCAGUGGUAUUUAAUGAGCUGUGAAAUGAGGCCUUGCUGCUAACAGUCAGAGGAGAAAGGAUUCUUCAUCUAUUCAUCGGGCUUGAUGUACAUGUUUCUACUCCGUACUCUGAGGAGAGUCUACCACGGAAUCCAAAACGGCAGCUGGGGAAAGUGCAUCAAACAUGCCUACAGAAACACUACAGACAGAUAGCAUGGCAAAACCUGUCAGCCCGGCAAGCACCUUUACCUCGGCAGUACCUCUCCGGAUACUGAACAAAGGGCCAGACUAUUUCCGUAGGCAGGCGGAACCAAAUCCUAAAAGACUCAGUGCAGUGGAGAGACUGGAAGCAGACAAAGCCAAAUAUGUGAAGAGUCAAGAGGUGAUAAAUGCAAAGCAGGAGCCUGUGAAGCCAGCAGUAAUGGCAAAACCACCAGUCGGCUCAGUUACCAAACGGGCAGGGAGCAGCCCUGCCUUAAUGGCAACAAACAACAACUCAAAGACUGACAGUAGUGUAAAACGAGAAAAUUUGAACCUGGAAAUUCUGAAAAAUAUCAUUAACAGUUCAGAGGGCUCUUCUUCGGGGACAGUACAUAAACACAGUGCCAGAAGCUGGGCUCCCCACAGGUCAGAAUCUACAGAGCUGAACAGACGGUCGUUUGCAGAGUCGCUUAAGGUGUUCCCCACUCCAGGUCACUCAAGUCCCCAAGGAAGUAAUUUAAAUAUUAGCAAACGUCUUUUUGAAGAGCAGUCAAGUGAUUCAUCUCUACACAUAUCUCAUAGCUCAUCAGACAUUAGAAGGGUAUGCAAUGGCAAGCCAUCAAAAGCUAUGCCUAGUAGUAGUUCGGCCCCACCUCUACCACCUAAACCCAGCGUCACAGCUUGCAAUACACUGAAAUCAUCUGGGAUGGACACAUUAGAGCCUGGUAAUGGAGUGAGCAGGAGGCCCUCUGUGCACAGAUCAAAGUCUGAUCUAAGUGACAGAUAUGCCCGAGCCAGUGCAGACGUUGAACGCUUUUUUAACUACUGUGGACUGGAUCCUGAAGAACUUGAAAACUUUGGAGUGGAGAAUUUCACCCGGGCAAACUCGGAUAUAAUUUCUCUCAACUUUCGCAGUGCAAGCAUGAUUAGUUCGGACUGUGAUCAGUCGCGGCACAGCAAUGACGACCUAACGGAUGAUGAAGAUGCCAAUGAGCGAGUGCCAUAUGGCAUCUCUGCUGUUGAAAGGAAUGCCAGAGUCAUCAAAUGGCUAUAUAGCAUCAAGCAAGCUCGAGAAUCUCAGAAAGUGUCUCAUGUGUGAGAAAGGAAGGACCCCCCGCUUUUUUUUUUAACACUUCUAUUUAGUCUGUAAAUCUUAUAUUUGUGAAAGGUUGAGAAGUCUAUUUUUUGCACACUUAAUUGCUUUGCGUUAUAUGUGCAAUGCAUACAGAAACUGCAUGCUUGUCAACAUGUGAACUAACUUGACCUCCACUUAUAGAAAAAAUAAAUACAUAUAACUAUACUAUGGAGACAGCUGCAGGCCUAGAUAUGAUUAUUAUAUCAAUCAAAAACCUUAAGACUGAUCUAUUAGGGUUACGUGUUGAGCCAUUUUGCACAACCACACAGCCAUAUCAGUAUAAGUGCAUAGAUUCAAAUGAGUUACAAUGCAUAGGUAAAUUAUCUGAUGUGUAAUGACAGUCAAAUAUGUAUAUAAUGAUGUGGCUGUAUAAGCAUGUUACAGUCCUUGCAAGUACAGUAGUAAACUCAAGAACGUGUCCUAAAGUUGUCCAGUGUUGCGAACCAUGUGUUACAUAUUGUUAUUUAAAUCAUCAGCAUUUUAUGUAUUUUAUAUGGCUUUGUCUUCCACUGUUCUGACUGAUAACUGCAUUGUGGUACAAUGGAAUGAAAGUCCAGUGAGUGACCUCAUUUUCUGUAGUAUUUGACAGAACUGCAUUAUGUAAAAUCUGCAGAGAGGAAACCUAGAUUUUUUUUAUUAUGUAAAUUCUGUAAGGAUUUGUAUAUACUUUUAAAGUUGUUACCAAAUCUGUAAAGAUAACUCUGUUACGCUAAUAAAUAGCUCUUGGCUCAUUUAUUCUUUUUUAUUUUA
Molecule: messenger RNA, 2528 nt
Organism: Acipenser ruthenus (sterlet)
Lineage: Eukaryota; Metazoa; Chordata; Actinopteri; Acipenseriformes; Acipenseridae
Product: protein FAM110B-like
Exons: 3
Coding region: 627-1742 (371 amino acids)
Source: RefSeq, a predicted model, not a curated record